Molecule: messenger RNA, 1645 nt
Organism: Drosophila innubila
Lineage: Eukaryota; Metazoa; Arthropoda; Insecta; Diptera; Drosophilidae
Gene: Ir85a
Exons: 1
Coding region: 35-1591 (518 amino acids)
Cellular component (GO): membrane
Molecular function (GO): ligand-gated monoatomic ion channel activity
Source: RefSeq, a predicted model, not a curated record
UCCGUUGGACGCCGUGAAAGAUGAUGGCAUCCUGAUGUACAUGGUCAUGAUCAUCAAGGACAUAUCGCAACCUUUAAAGCUAUCGGUGAUUAAUAAGAAAUCUGCCGCUAAGCAUUUAUCACAUGUCAUCCUGCUCGUCCGAGAUUCGAGGAAACUUUCGUUGGGAUGGAUGCGUGCCAGUUUCAGGCAAUUUUGGACCAUAUGGUUACUGAACAUUGUGAUCAUCUUUUGGCGCACAGAUCGCAUGCAUGUAUAUCGUUAUAAUCCGUUUACGGACGACUUUCUAUUGCCUGUGCCCGUUGAGCCGGGCAAGCUGCCCACGUUGGGACAGAUGUUUCCUAAGACGAUACCAAAUAUGCAACGCAAGCCUUUGCGAAUGUGCCUCUUCAUGGAUAAAGUGCGUGCGGUUUACGGUCCGAAUGGUCAGAUACUGGGCACAGAUGGACUACUCUCUGGUUAUAUAGCUGAGCGAAUGAAUGCCACCCGGAUUAUCACACGGCCGAUGUCAUAUUCCCGGCACAAUCAGACGGCGGAUUUGUGUGCCAUGGAGAUUGCCAAUGAAUUCGAUGAUAUCGCCAUGAAUAUCAGAUUUCUAGCACCGGAUACAUUUCAAAAGCGCGCCGAGUCCACAGUUGCCCACAAUCGAGAUGAUCUUUGCGUGAUUGUGCCCAAGGCCAAGUCGGAGCCAUUAUUCUGGAACAUAUUCCGGCCCUUUGGCAAAUGGGUCUGGCUAUCUAUACUCAUCUCCGUGCUGCUCGCUAUAAUCUUCUGUUAUACUCUCAACCGCGAACGUGAUGGGAUUUGGGUGACCCUUCAGCUCAUCUCCUGCAUUCUGUCUCAACCCGUAUGGAAUACUCGCAGAAACUGUUCGCUGCGAAUGUUUCUCAUCUUUUGGCUGUACUUUGGAUUGCUUAUCUCCAACGCCUUCAAGGGUAAUUUGACCAGUAUGUUGGUCUACCGCAAGCCUCUGCCUGAUGUCAAUAAUCUUAAUGAUCUGGCUACUUCGCCAUAUAAGAUACUUAUACGUCCAGUUCACGUCAAGCAUAUUAAGCGAUUCUUAAACAAUGACCAUCAACUUGAGGGGAAGAUUCAGCAGUUAAUGCGCGAGGUACCGGAUCAGGAGUUUUUGAAUUAUUUGAGAAAAAAUGAUCGCUCUUUUGCCUAUCUGGAAAAAUAUCAUAUUGCCAAGUUCCAGGUGAAUGCUCGUCAGCACAUGCUCAAUGGUCUGCCCUUGUUUCAUCAAAUGGACAGUUGUCUGGUGCCCUACCAUGCGGUCUACACGGUACCCUACGGCUCUCCCUAUUUGGGCUUUUUCAACCAGCUCAUUCGUAGUGCCUAUGAGUUUGGUUUCGAGCGUUAUUGGAAUCGCAUUAUGAACGCUGAAUUCAUGAAGUCCGGUACCAGAGUGCACCACAAUCGUCGUAGCAACAACAGCGAUGAUCCGGUCGUUCUUAAACUGGAGCACUUUCAUGCCGUGUUCUUUCUUUGGGCCAUUGGCACUGGGCUGGCUUUCUUAGUAUUCUUAUGGGAGUUACUAGCACAUAACUGGGUCAUAACAAAGCUCAAGCGCCAGGCAAGCAUGCAAACUUAAACAUACAUAUACAUAAAUGAACAUAUGUAUGCACAUAUAUAUACAUAUAUUUAC